Messenger RNA from Asparagus officinalis (garden asparagus), 948 nucleotides. Its product is annotated as protein ALP1-like. The transcript is spliced from 3 exons. The record is from RefSeq and is a predicted model, not a curated record. Lineage: Eukaryota; Viridiplantae; Streptophyta; Magnoliopsida; Asparagales; Asparagaceae. The coding region runs from base 1 to 756 and encodes 251 amino acids.
AUGAAGAUAGAAAGCCUCUAUAUUAAACAAGAAUAUACAAAUCCUAAUGAGAGAGACAUAGAGAAGUGGAAAUGGUUUGAGGAUGCUAUCGGGGCACUUGAUGGGACUCAUAUCCAAUUAACUAUUCCUUUGGAAGAUCAAAGUAGAUAUCGAAAUAGAAAAGGAGAGAACAGUACAAAUGUACUUGGUGUUUGUGAUGCCAAUUUGAAUUUGAGAUUUUCAUAUGUGCUACCUAGUUGGGAGGGUUCACCUUCAGAUUCUCGUGUUUUGCGUCGGCCCAAUGGCUUGAAACUUCCCUCAAAUAAAUACUUUCUUGUGGAUGCUGGGUAUACAAAUGGGCCGGGGUUUUUGGCACCUUAUCGAGGGACUCGCUAUCAUAUAAAGUCUUGGAGAGAAAAUGGUCCAAGAAACUACAAGGAGUUAUUUAACCAACGUCAUUCCUCUGCUAGAAACACAAUUGAGAGAGCAUUCGGAUUGCUAAAAAAGCGAUGGGCUAUAUUACGGACAACUAGCUUUUAUAGUGUUAAGACUCAAAUUAGGAUCAUUAAUGCAUGUUGUAUUCUUCACAACUUUUUACGUGAAGAGAUGAAUGAAGACGACUUGUUGAAUGAUGUGGAUCGAGAAUUAGAAGAUUCUCCUGUUUUAGAAAUUGAGAAUGUAGAUGAUGAGCGUAUCACCACUGUGAGAGUUACAGAUGAAUGGAGCAACUUUAGAGAUAAUUUAGCUAUGCAAAUGUGGGAUGAAUACCGACUUUAAGAUAAUUUAGCUACAAGAUGGACAUGCAUUCAUCUCUUAUGUUUGUAAUUCAGAUGCUUCUAUCUUUCUUUAUUAUCUUUUGAUGAUUAAUGUGCUUUGCUAAGAAAUGCUUACAUAAUGUUGGUAGUUCUAUAAAUAAUGAACUAGUAUGCUAGUUGACAAUUCUUUUGACAUCUUUUGAGCUUUACCUAU